CUCUUCUCUCACUUCUAUUUCCUUUUUUCUUGCAGAGAAAAGGAAGAACAAAAAAACAAGAACGAACGAACGAACGAACAAGCGAACGAAAGAAAAGAUGGCGAUCAAUCUAGGCCGUCUAUUCUCAUCAACGACCGUUCUCUCAACCCCUAGUAGAGCCGAGCCUCUAACUCGCGCCGCCAUCAACUCAGUGAGUCGCCUCUUGUGUUCAUCGGCUACGCAGUCUCAAUCCCAGCACCAAAACCCCAGCAAGGAACAAAGAGAGCCCACCGACGAAAAACUUGAAAGCACUGAAAAUCAAGCUGAUGAUGAUGAUGAUGAUGAUGAAGACGAUGGGUAUAUGAAUAAAGAGACGGGUGAGAUCGGCGGGCCCAAAGGGCCGGAGCCCACCCGAUUCGGCGAUUGGGAGCGAAACGCACGAAACCACACCCAAAAUGGAACCCAGAAGAAGAAACUUGUAAAGUGAAACGACGUUUCGACGUUGCCUGAGUUGGGCUUUGCUCUGUUAGGUUUGGGCUUGAGAAGUCUAUAUGGCGCUUUGUAUAAGGUCCUUAGAUCGUGAGCCGGAAACAAGAUUGAACCUGGAUCUGCAGCAAUGCCUGAGAAUGAGAAUCAAUCAAUAUCAACCCCACACCACAGAAAGCGACAGGAAAUGUUGACAUUUUCUGUAAGAAAGGAAAAGUUUAAUUGUAAUGUUGACAUUCAACUGCCUAUUACAUAUCCGUUUGAUAAUCAUUUUAAUUUUUA
Prunus persica (peach) is the source of this 747-nucleotide messenger RNA. RefSeq names its product succinate dehydrogenase assembly factor 4, mitochondrial. The coding region runs from base 98 to 466 and encodes 122 amino acids. The record is from RefSeq and is a predicted model, not a curated record. Gene Ontology annotation, cellular component: mitochondrion. NCBI's taxonomy places the organism in Eukaryota, Viridiplantae, Streptophyta, Magnoliopsida, Rosales, Rosaceae. The transcript is spliced from 2 exons. Gene Ontology annotation, biological process: mitochondrial respiratory chain complex II assembly.